GUUCAUUCAGGUUCCUUGAAAUCAGUCCUGAAGGUAAAGUUCCUGUAAUAAACUUCGAUGGGAAAUGGGUUGCCGAUUCAGAUGUAAUCACAAAAUAUUGGAAGAGAAGUAUCCUAGCCCUCCAUUGGUGACUCCACCUGAAAAGGCUACAGCUGGAUCAAAGAUAUUUUCUACAUUUAUUGGAUUUCUCAAGAGCAAAGAUCCCAAAGACGGAACAGAACAAACAUUACUGAAUGAACUAAGCCCCUUCAAUGAUUACCUCAAGGAAAAUGGUCCUUUUAUCAAUGGGAAAGAUAUAUCUGCAGCUGACUUAUCACUUGGACCAAAGCUAUACCAUUUGGAGAUUGCUUUAGGGCAUUUUAAGAAAUGGAAAAUACCUGAUUCACUGCCCUUUUUGAAGUCUUACUUCAAGGAUAUUUUCUCAAGGGAAUCAUUCAUCAACACACGUGCACAGCCGGAGGAUGUCAUUGAAGGUCGGGGUCCUAAAGUGGAGGGUUGAUAGUGAUCAUUCAUGAUACCAAUGGAAUAAAAAAUCAAAUUUUUAUUCCUUUUUGGUUUGGCAGGCUAUUAGAUUGUG
Molecule: messenger RNA, 577 nt
Organism: Trifolium pratense (red clover)
Lineage: Eukaryota; Viridiplantae; Streptophyta; Magnoliopsida; Fabales; Fabaceae
Product: glutathione S-transferase DHAR3, chloroplastic-like
Exons: 4
Coding region: 65-499 (144 amino acids)
Biological process (GO): ascorbate glutathione cycle; protein glutathionylation; cellular oxidant detoxification
Molecular function (GO): glutathione dehydrogenase (ascorbate) activity
Source: RefSeq, a predicted model, not a curated record